GCUCAAUACUAACUACAUAUUACCAGAAGGAGUGGAGGAAGAAUGGAGGGCUGGAUUCUCAACAGAAAAGAACAUGCACGUCAGCAAACAUACAUUACCAAUCAGAACAGACUGUUUGACAUCAACGACAACAGUCUGAGGCACUACAUAAACCUCAGAAACCUAACAGUGAUGAGGACAAGAUUGACGUCUAUAUCAGCAGAUGCGUUUUUCAACAACACAAGACUCCAAUAUGUAAAUCUCAGAGACAACAACCUAUCAACACUGUCUUGGAGAACAUUUCAGAACUUUAACUCAACUUUGCCGCUCCUGCUGUCCGGUAACCCUCUGGAUUGUGUUUGCGAGAACAUGUGGAUCAAACUGAGGCUCCUAGAAGAUCCAGACAGUCAAGACCUGAAGUGCAUAGACGAAAGAGAAGUGCCGAAGGCUUUUGCCACGCUCACUCCACCAGACUGUGUGGUUCCCAGUGUAGAGGUCACACCAAACACCGUGACGGCGAUGAAGGGGAGUAAUGCCAAAGCUGUGUGCAAAGCCUCGGGCUCGCCUCCUCCUGAGAUUGUGUGGAACUUGGAUUGGCUCGCUACCUCGCACAAGAUUGAGCCCUCUGAUACGGAGAGCAGCCUCACCUUGUCAGAGCUGUCUUCUGACGAUAAUGGCAAGGUGAUCAUAUGCAGCGCUGAGAACAUGGUCGGUCAGACGGAGGCCACCCUGCAGCUCAAUAUUCUCUUUGCCCCCACAAUCCAGCAGCUGCUGGGGCCAGAGCGGGACCACCACUGGUGCAUCCCCUUCAGCGUGACGGGGAACCCCAAGCCCGAUCUGCAGUGGUACCUCGGGAACGUGGCUCUCCAGGAGCAGGACUACAUCCACACCAGGAUCCACGUGUCCACCGAGAGCGAGUACCACGGCUGCCUGCAGCUGGUCAACCCCACGCACAUCCACAACGGCGAGUACAGGCUGGUGGCGAAGAAUAAAUAAGGAGAGGACGAGAAGAAGGUCUCCGCCCUGUUCCUCGACCCGCCUGACAUUGACCAUACAGCAGAAGACUACUACUACACCACUGACCCUCCGCUCCCUCCGCUGGAUGACAGUGUCGCGGUGUAUGUCGUCGUGGGAAUUGCAGGAGUUGCUUUGACUGGCUGCGUUCUGAUGGUGAUCAUCCUGAAAUAUGGAAGAAACUCCAAGUUUGGUAUUAAAGGCUCCUCCUCAGUCAUCAGUAAUGACGAUGACUCUGCCAGCCCUCUUCAUCAUGUCUCCAAUGGCAACAACACCCCGUCGUCCUCGGAGAUGGGUCCAGACGCAGUGAUCAUUGGGAUGACAAAGAUCCCUGUCAUUGAGAACCCACAGUACUUCCGUAACUCGGGCAGCAUGCUGAAAUCUGACACGUUUGUCCAGCACAUCAAGAGACACAACAUUGUGCUGAAGCGGGAGCUCGGAGAGGGAGCCUUUGGGAAGGUGUUUCUCGCCGAGUGCUACAACCUCACACCAGACCAGGAGAAACUCCAUGUGGCAGUCAAGACUCUGAAAGAGGCCAACGAGAGCGGCCGAGCAGACUUCUACAGAGAGGCAGAGCUCCUCACCAACCUGCAACAUGAACACAUUGUCACUUUCUACGGGGUGUGUGUGGAGAGCGACCCGCUCAUCAUGGUGUUUGAAUACAUGAAACAUGGUGACCUAAACAAGUUUCUCAGGUCCCACGGUCCUGAUGCAGUGCUAAUGGCAGACGGUCAACACAGUAUCCUGGUGGAGCUCACCCAGUCCCAGAUGCUGCACAUUGCCCAACAGAUUGCUGCUGGCAUGGUCUACCUGGCCUCCCAACACUUUGUCCACAGAGACUUGGCAACCAGGAACUGCUUGGUAGGAGAAAACCUGCUGGUCAAGAUAGGAGACUUUGGCAUGUCCAGAGACGUUUACAGCACAGACUACUACAGAGUGGGCGGUCAUACGAUGCUCCCAAUCCGCUGGAUGCCCCCAGAGAGCAUCAUGUACCGGCGGUUCACCACAGAGAGUGAUGUGUGGAGCCUCGGUGUGGUGCUGUGGGAGAUCUUCACCUAUGGCAAGCAGCCCUGGUACCAGCUCUCCAACAAUGAGGUGAUCGAGUGCAUCACCCAGGGCCGCGUGCUGCAGCGGCCCCGCACCUGUCCUAAAGAGGUGUACGACCUGAUGCUGGGCUGCUGGCAGAGAGAGCCCUACAUGAGGCUGAACAUCAAGGAGAUCCACAGCAUGCUCCAGAGCCUCGCCAAGGCCUCGCCCGUGUACCUGGACAUACUGGGCUGAUGCACCCCGUGUUCUUGUAUGUACUCUUGCGUGCAUGUGUGUGAGCUGGGGGCUUCGUACGUGGACAAGCGGCUGCGUGUUUGUUUGCACAUGAUGAGACGGAGAGCGGAGGAGGAAAUGAAGGCUGUGCGACUGUGUGAGUGCGUCUGUGUACAGUACCUGGCUGUAAAUGUUCCUGUAAAUGCUAUCGUCCGUGUCCUCAUCGUCACAUCGAGAAAAGCCUUAAAUUUGAGUGAUCUUUUCUUUUUUCUUUCUUAUCCAUUUGUUACUGAGGCAUGUUUCACAAAUGGAAACCAAAAUGCAUACAGGAUCAUGUAACUUUAUGUGAGAGGCAUAAAAAUAAAUAAAACCCAAUGAUCAGAAACACUGAUCAUUGGGUUACUCCGUCUCAGCUCAUCGCAUUAAAUAACCUCCUGUGUUCCACAUCUGCUGGGAGUGAAAGGGAAAAUAAUGUGUCUCCAUAAUGGACAGUGUAUGGACACAACUUUGUAGAUAGAGCUUCUUUCAAAACACAGCAACAUAUUCUGCAGGAAGAUAAAAAGAAUACUCAUCGAAUUACAGCUGAAUCUUUUUCUUUUAUAUGUCACAGACUAUUUUAAUAUUUGUAGAGUUUAUAAAUGUUGACUCUGUUGAUUUCAUUUGCUUGUUUUAAUUUUAAGCAUACGUGUGGAUUGUCACAUGCAUACGUAUAAAAACAGUGUGAAGCCCAUAUAGAUUCUCAUAGAUGCCUGUGUCUGUCAUAUAUAAUCUACUCAAGUCCGCUGAAGGACUUCCCGAUGUGAAAUCAAAGUCGAGGUUGUAAAACACAAGGGCAUACAGCGUUUUACAGUUUCUUUUGUCAUGUUUUAUGUAAAUAUCUACACACGAGGUCAUCUAUAUUUACAAAGUGGUGUUUAAAGCGUUGUUGGAGUGCUCGGCUCAUUUCACAACCUUUUCAUUUGAUGUAUCUAAAGCACAGAGAACGAGGACUCGGCGGUGUUGAGCUCAAAAAAAAGAAGGAAAAAAAAAAGAUGAGCACAGUUUUGUUUUAUUUUUUUCAUUCACCAGCAAAAUGCCAUUUAGCAAAUCUUUGUUGUUCGGUGGCCCAUAUCUGUAAGUAAUGUGGUUUUGUAUGCAUCUUCAGAGGCAGAUGUUGCUGUUGAUGAGAUUGUGUUAGAGAAGAUCUGAUUUAUUUAUUUUUUUGUAAUUUCUAAGAGGGAUUGACGGGGCAUUUUGAUGCAGUUUACCGUUUCAAUAUAUUGAGGAUUUAUUUGUUUUCAGCUCUUUAUUUUUUGUACAUAUUGAAGUUGCUACUUGUUUGUCAUUUACAGGAGCGUACUUUGAGGAUGUAAUCUUUAAUUCUACGUUGUAAGCUAAAAGGCCGCAGCAAACGGAUUAAUUAAGAGUCUGAUUGCCCUUAAAGUGUCCCAGGGGUGCUUUCAUCUCUCUGAGCGGCCCCAGUCAGCCGGGUGGCGGUGGCUAAAACAGCUCCUCACUUGGGGCACCGCUAAAGCACAUGUGCAUAGGCUGCUUGGAAAGUGCUUCUAAAAAGCAUUGUUGUAGUUUAUUUUCCAAAUGAUCUUGUUUGGAGAUUCAAAAAAGGCUGAAAAUAUUAAAGCAAGCGUGUCGGUCCGAGUGUGUAGUCUGAACUUCUGUAUUAAUCUUUGCAAAAACAGCAGAAAUGACUCCUUCAUAAUAACCACAGUGUAUUUCCAUAUGGAGGCAUAACGCAGUCAGGCUCUUUGCUGAGACAAUAAGUUAAGUGCACUUUGUAGCGUUACUUAACCCCCGAAUGCACAACCUGAGCGGCUGACCACUCUCCGCCUUGACCUCAACUGCACUUAAUAACAAAAAAAACAAACAAAAAAAAAAAAGUCACUGUUGCUGUGCUGGAAGCGACUGAGGCAAGUCCUAACUCUGACACAUUGUCCUUGAUGAAAACGAUUCAGUGUCCCUCUAUGUUUUUAUUACAGCGUUUGUCAGUUCUGUAUAAUAGUCAUGUGUCUGCUGUACAUAAAUUGCUGUCCAUUCUGUACAGUUCUGAUAAUUGUCUAUAUCAAUAGUAGGCUAUGUUUAAUAGUAUAAUCUGUUUGAAGCAGGUAUCAUGUCCAAAACUGUGUGACAUCUAUUGAAGACAACGUGUUAUGGGCCACUGGCAAUACAUACUACGUGUAAAUACGAUUUUAUUUGUGCUACAUUGUAUAAUUUCUUUGUGCUCGUUCAUAAUACCAGUGAGAAUACAAUCCUUUUUUUUGGCAACUUUUGAUCUGCAGAGGACUUUAUUUGAACUAUGUGUUUUUUUCUCUGAAGAAAAACAAACAAAAAAAAGAAGACAAAAAAAAGAAAAAGAGAAACGAUCUCCUCUUUCCUCUCCACUGUGAUGGGGAGAUUACACAGAGGCUGUUUGAGAUGCGGUCUGUCCGUAGGAGGACCAUAGACUCUGGAUCUGAUUACACAUCAGGAUCUCUCCUAGCUGACAGGCAUCCCAGCAGACGUGUGGCCACUGGCGGGGAGGUCAAAGGUCGCCUCCUGGCCAACCCCACCACUCAACCUCUGACUGACUGUAGCCUAUUUUGAUCCUCUUUCAGAUGAAUAACUGUGACUUUGCAUCAUGAAUAGUAUAUUAUUUUGAAUGUAAUCUAGAAGGGUCGGGACCUUUUUUGAAUGUAAUCUAUCUCGGGGGAGGGAGGGGGCGUUAAUGAUUCUUUUGUAAAUAUAUGGUAAAUGAAAAAAAAAAAAAGAUUACAGUUUUCAUUCCUGUGCAGAUAACAAAUUUUACUUACUGUGUGAAUACAAAGAGAGAGAGAGUGUAUGUGUUUGUGUGUGUGACUAAUGUCUCCGAGGUGGUGUGUGUGCGUUUGCACAUGCAUCUGUAUGCAAGAGUGUGCGUAUGUGUGUUUGUGAGUAUGCGUGUGUGUGUGCUCUCCUGGCAGAUUUAAUCCUGCUUUAAUCAGCCAGUUCUAUCAAUCAAUUCAAUGCUUUGUGCAUCAUGUGAGUAGCUUAUCCACAAUUAAUGGAAAUGUUCCUUGUGAUACUGUGCAUUUAAUAAAGGUGGUAUGUCUUACAAUA
Messenger RNA from Epinephelus lanceolatus (giant grouper), 5322 nucleotides. The record is from RefSeq and is a predicted model, not a curated record. NCBI's taxonomy places the organism in Eukaryota, Metazoa, Chordata, Actinopteri, Perciformes, Serranidae.